This is a messenger RNA of Danio aesculapii, 1709 nucleotides long. It is a transcript of the gene coro2ab, whose product is annotated as coronin 2Ab. The record is from RefSeq and is a predicted model, not a curated record. NCBI's taxonomy places the organism in Eukaryota, Metazoa, Chordata, Actinopteri, Cypriniformes, Danionidae. The transcript has 11 exons. Gene Ontology annotation, biological process: actin filament organization. Gene Ontology annotation, molecular function: actin filament binding. Bases 1 to 1494 code for a protein of 497 amino acids.
AUGUCCCAGCAUCCCUCCCGUGCCUCGCCGUUUCAUCAUGUGAUCGGCAAGGCGGCAGUAAAGGGACGGAGCUACCAUGGCCUGUCAAUCACACGCAGUGUCCAGGACAACCACUUCUGUGCUGUCAAUCCACGCUUCAUCGCAGUGGUCACUGAGUGUACAGGGGGCGGAGCCUUCAUCAUCAUUUCUGUCCGUCAUACAGGCCGUGUGAGUCCUCUGCAUGCACGUGUGUGUGGUCACAGCGCUCGUGUGCUGGACGUCAAGUGGGAUCCAUUCAAUGACCUGCGCAUUGCAUCCUGUUCAGAGGACUGUACGGUGAAGGUGUGGAACAUCCCGCCUAGCGGACUGAAGGCUGAUCUGAUGUUUCCCAGUAAGGAUCUGCUGGCUCAUAGUCGCAGAGUUUCCCUCAUCGAGUGGCAUCCGACCGCCAGAGACCUGCUGCUCAGCUCUGCAUACGACUGCAAGGUGUUAAUGUGGCGUUUGGACUCAUCAGAUGUGCCGGUGAUUGUGAUUAACACACACUGUGAGCUAGUGUUCUGUUUGAGUUUUAAUGCGGAUGGGAGUUUGUUGGCCACGGCUUGCAAAGACAAGAAGAUCAGAAUCAUCGAGCCACGGACUGGACGAGUCCUGCAGGAGUCUCGCUGGGCUUCUCAUAAAGUCUCCAGGAUCUUAUUCCUGUGGGAUCUGAAGAUGCUUCUGUCCACUGGAAACUCUUGCUGGAACCAGAGGCAGUUUGUGCUGUGGGAUCUGGAGGAUCUGUCAGAGCCGCUGCUGGAGGAGGAUUUGGAUGGAGGUUCGGGGGUCAUUUUCCCAUUUUAUGAUGCAGACACACACAUGCUGUAUCUGGCUGGGAAGGGUGACGGUAAUAUCCGAUAUUACGCUGUCAGUGCGGUGAAGCCCUACGUUCACUUCCUGUCCGAAUAUCAGUCUUCGUCCCCUCAGAGAGGCUUGGGUGUAAUGCCCAAACGGGGCCUGAACAUCAGGGUGUGUGAAGUCUUCAGAUUCUACAGGCUGCUGACCGUCAAAGACCUGCUGGAGCCGCUGAGCUUCUGUGUGCCGCGCAAGCAAUCUGAGGGCUUUCCUGAGGAUAUCUAUCCCAUGACAGCAGCCAAUGAACCAGCCAUGACCGCAAGUGAGUGGCUGACGGGGCAGAAUAAAGGGCCGCUGCUGAUGUCUCUGAGACCCAAAUCUGAAUGGUUUGACGCCUGCCUGACGGAAACAGAGCAAGCAGCCAAUCAGAACACAGAACAGCCUCCUCCUGAUCUCCUCGCUGACCUGCGGGACUGGACGGAGGACGACACCCAGAGCCAAAACUGGACGUCCUUCAGUAUGAGCGGGACAGAAGCCUGUGCACCGGAGACACCGGAGGGGUCUCGGCACCAGCGGGAACAGAUUGAAGAUCUGCAGGAGAAGCUCAGACAGAGAGAUGAUAGAAUACAUGAACUGGAGCUGGAGCUGAAGAACAUGCGCAAACACAUGAGAGCAACCUUCUGACGGCAGCCAAUCACAGCACAGAGGGCUGACCGGAGCUGCCAAUCAGAGAAGAGGAUUUUAACAAUGUUACAAUAAUGCUGAGAAAGACACAGAGAGAGAGAGAGAGAGAGAGAGAGAGAGAGAGAGCAUGUGUGUUUGUUUGUGUACAGUUCAUGCUGAUUUAUACUGUUCUACUAGACUCUUAAAGAGACAGUUCACGCAAAAUUAAAACAUCU